UAUAUUUACAGGGAAAACAAGAAUGAAUAACCUCAAGCCGAUAAAAUUAAGAAAAAAGUUGGGACAGAACCAAGAGGAGGAAAAGGUUACCAGACAAAGGCCCAAUACCAGUCAAGGAACCGUUCCUCACAGUUUUAUGAACACAAUAGGUGGAGUUGGAUCUAAAUUUGAUUUAAGACAGGACGAUCCAUUGCUAGCAGGCCCUUCAACUCCCAUUGCAAAUCGGUCUCUUAUCGGAUCAACUCAAUGCCAAUCGAAUAAUAUAUCUAAAAGGUCUAUUUAUCGUCAAAUUGAGGAGGAAGCUCGGAGAGCAGAAGAAGAGGCAAUGCGUGAGACUAUAAACCAUAUGAACCAAAGUACUACUAAAUUUACCAAAGAAGAGCUCUCAACUGUCUUGGAAUCUAACCGGAAAAAGUUUAAGAGUCGUCCGAUGACUGCUACUUACCCAAAGAAGAAUAAUGAUUUGAGUUUAUUCACAGCUCACAAAGACCUUGGCAGAUCGAGAAUUAUGGAAGAGCCUGCACAAGUGGCAAAGCCUGAGGUUGUUAUCUCCAAGAAGGUGCCUGAUUCUGCCAAUAUUUCUACGACCCAAACUGAGGUAAAGCAGCGCCCUCGAAGCAAAAUCUCACUAAAUAGAAAAGGCAUCGCUAAUGCUAAGAGCAAACUUAAGGUAAAGAUGGAUAGGAAGGUUGAUAUGAAAUCUGUGAUAUUAGCGAAAAAUAAUGAAAAAUUUAAACUUGCCUCCACUGAUCUAGCUGAUCAGAACACAGCCCAGAUGAAAAGACUCGAGAGAAAAUUAGACCAUGGAAUUCCCUUUGCUGGAAAAUAAUAUCGAACUAGGCCCACAGAAAUCUCUAUUUCCUUCUAGAAAAACAGAACAAGAGAUGAUAAGGUUUGCAGACACUUUUGUAGAACCUACUCCGAAGGAUCUAGGUAAACUUAAGGGAGUUACCAAGAUUGAAGGUGAAGAAUUUGAGCUGAAGAAAGCUCUAAUUAAGCCUAAGAGAAAACUUCUGAAGCCUAUCAAGGUCAAGAAGCAUUUUGAUGUAGACCUUUCCCAGCUCAAUACUGACCAUCACAGUAAAAAGAGGUUUGAAGAACUUCUCUCUAAUUUUAAGAAAUCUAUUGAUACUAUGAAAAUUAAGGAGGAUGAUACUGACAACUGCUUGAUUGAAGGCAAGAAAGGGCUUGAACUGUACCUCAAUAAGAACUACGAUUCAGCACUCGUUUGCUUUAAAAAUACAUUAAAUCUUGGCCAGAGUCUGAAGAAUUCCAAGUUAAGACUAGAUUGCUUAGUGUGGAUAGGCUAUACUCUCCGAAUCUUAUUGGAAAACAAAAAGACAACAACUGCUGCUAUACCUCCCCAGGCUGACUUCCUUUCUUCCUCAAACGAGGAUAAGUCUGAAGAACUGAUUGCAAUCACUGUUGAAUCUUUGGAGACUGCUUAUGCCCUUGCAAAGGCUUUGAAUGAGACAAAGUUAUCACAAGAGUUAAUGUGCAAUCUAGGAAUCAUAAGAGGAAACAUGACUAUGUCAAUGUAUGCAGACCAACAUUUAGCCACACUUGUGAAUACAGAAUCAUUAUAUGGAGACCUAGACGACGAUGAAGAAGCUAUUGAGGGAGAAGAAGACGAAGAAACUAAGGAACAAGUUGACCCUGAUGACUAUCUUGAAGAUUUACCAGUUGGAGAAGCCUUUAUGUAG
Messenger RNA from Moneuplotes crassus, 1703 nucleotides. NCBI's taxonomy places the organism in Eukaryota, Ciliophora, Spirotrichea, Euplotida, Euplotidae. The record is from the annotation of a GenBank genome assembly.